AUGUUUGGGAAGGUGGCAGGUGCAGUUUUUGUCACGGCCAUAGCAACGGGACUAACUGUUGAGGCGGCACAUAUAUUUUUUGAGAGUGUGAAGCCAUUGACUCAGCAAGAGAAAAAGACUGACGAAUAUAGAGAGCCGGAUUUCGACUAUCCUGAUGAUAUAAUUAGAGAGCAACUUGCAAGAAACUAUGCAUUCUUUGGAGAAGAUGGCAUGAAACGGAUUCGUGAUUUGUUUGUGGUUGUAUUGGGUGCUGGAGGAGUCGGGUCGAACUGUGUGUCUUCGUUAGCUAGAUCUGGGGUGUCGAAGAUUAGAGUGGUUGACUUCGAUCAAGUAUCAUUAUCUUCGUUGAAUAGACAUUCUGUAGCCACAUUGAAAGAUGUGGGAACAUCAAAGGUGAAGUGUUUGCAGCGCAGAAUUCUACAGAUAGCUCCGUGGUGUGAAGUGGAAGCAAUAGACGAAGUUUUCAAAGCGGAGCAUGCCGAUAGAUUAGUCGCUAGAGGUCACCCAGACUAUGUGAUUGACUGCAUAGAUAAUAUAGAGACCAAAGUGGAUCUAUUGGGGUACUGCUAUAAAAAGGGAUUUACCACCAUCUCUUCAAUGGGUGCUUCAUGUAAGAGCGAUGCCACUCAAGUUAAUGUUAGCGAUAUAUCCACUACGGCCGAGGAUCCUUUGGCCAAAGCUGUGCGGCGGAGAUUGAGAAGAAGAGGCGUUAAUAGCGGGAUCACCUGCGUCUUUUCUGCGGAGAAGCCUGACCCUAGAAAGGCCACGCUAUUGCCUUUACCAGCUGAAGAGAUCCAAAAAGGUGGCGUGGAUGAAUUAAGUGCCCUACAAAACUUCAGGAUUCGGAUACUUCCAGUAUUGGGAACUAUGCCUGGCAUAUUUGGUCUCGCCAUUACUUCUCACAUUCUCACCGAGGCUGGCGGAUACCCCAUUGAACCAAUAGAAGGUAAGAACAGAUACAAAGUGUACGACAACCUUCUUCAAAGCCUUAGCUCUCAGGAGGGUAGAAUGGGCCGUGACCAAAGAAUCCCCAUCGCGAUAGAGGAUACGCAGUAUUUGCUAGAAGAGGUGUUUCGAGGUAAAUCACCAAUAUCGAACUAUUCCACGCGGUUGGUGGUCUCAAGAUGGCUACCAGAUAAGCCAAUAUGCCUGACAAACCUUGUAAUAAUGACCAGGGAUGAGCAGAGGGACCAUGAAAAGAGAGUUUUGCUCGGAGGAGAGAAGGUAGAAGACGUUUACAGCGAAGAAGCAAUUCAGAGAGUGAACAAGAGAAUACAGGAAGAAAUAUGGUACGAGAAGUUCCGUUAG
Molecule: messenger RNA, 1308 nt
Organism: Brettanomyces nanus
Lineage: Eukaryota; Fungi; Ascomycota; Pichiomycetes; Pichiales; Pichiaceae
Exons: 1
Coding region: 1-1308 (435 amino acids)
Biological process (GO): cyclic threonylcarbamoyladenosine biosynthetic process
Cellular component (GO): mitochondrial outer membrane
Molecular function (GO): tRNA threonylcarbamoyladenosine dehydratase activity; ubiquitin-like modifier activating enzyme activity
Source: RefSeq, a predicted model, not a curated record